UUUAUUUUCAUCUUGCCCUCUUCGCUUCCCCAUUCAACGUUUGGGAUUUGCAUCUAUCUCCUCCUAUCUCUCUUUUCUUCGCGAGAGUCUCUUCAGACUCUGCCCUCUAUUUGAUUCUCUUCAGAUCGGUUUAUGAGCUCGAAGGAGAAACCCACUCUCGGUGGCACGCGGAUUAAGACCCGCAAACGGAAUAUUGCUGCGCCACUGGACCCUGCAGCAUUCUCGGAUGCAGUGGUCCAGAUUUAUUUGGAUAAUGCUGGUGAUCUGGAACUUAUUGCAAAGUGCAUUGAAUCUUCAGACCUUAAUUUCUCAAGAUACGGCGACACCUUUUUUGAGGUUGUAUUCAGGGGCACCCGUACACAACCUGGCACUAUAAAGCUCGAUGAGGGGGAGCGUCAUCCAUACUCUAUAUUUGACUGUGAAUCUAGUCGUGAAGUGAUUUUGCCAUCAGUGAUAUAUAUUCAAAAGCUUUUGAGGAGAAGGCCUUUCCUCAUAAAGAGUCUUGAAAAUGUCAUGCAAAAGUUCUUGCAAUCUCUGGAACUGUUCGAGCAGGAUGAGAGGAAGAAGCUCGCUAUUUUCACUGCACUUGCUUUUUCCCAGAAGUUAUCUGGUCUCCCCCCUGAGACUGUCUUCCAGCCAUUGCUCAAGGAUAACCUCAUUGAAAAAGGGCUAGUUCUCUCAUUCAUCACUGAUUUCUUCAAGGAAUAUCUUGUUGACAAUAGCCUUGAUGACCUCAUUGCAAUUCUGAAGCGGGCUAAGAUUGAGGACAGCCUUAUGGACUUUUUCCCAUCUGCAAAGCGGACACCUGAAGCUCUCUCUGAACAUUUUACCAAGGAAGGGCUUCUAUUAUUGGUAGAGUACAACGAGAAGAAACUUUUUGAGGUGAAGCUUAAGGAAAUGAAAACUGCGAUAACAAACCAGAUAAGUGAAGCAGCUGAUGUAGCUGAAGUCAUAGAAACAGUUAAACAACAUGUGAAAGAUGCUAAAUUUCCAGACAUUGAGGUUGUGCGGAUUCUCUGGGAUGUCCUCAUGGAUGCAGUGCAAUGGUCUGGGAAAAACCAGCAGCAAAAUGCUAAUUCUGCUCUACGUCAGGUGAAAACAUGGGCUGCGCUGCUGAACGCCUUCUGUACCACGGGAAAGCUUGAGCUUGAACUUGUCUACAAAGUUCAGGUCCAGUGCUACGAAGAUGCUAAACUGAUGAAGCUGUUUCCUGAAAUAAUAAGAUCGCUUUAUGAUCAGGAUGUUCUUGCAGAAGAUACCAUUCUUCACUGGUUCCGCAAAGGAACCAACCCUAAGGGCAGGCAAACAUUUGUGAAGUCGUUGGAGCCAUUUGUGAAGUGGCUAGAGGAAGCUGAGGAAGAAGAGUAACUUGGCGGACCUAUCUGUAUGUUAGCUGGUCGUAUUUAUGUUUUAUGGUUAUUGGCUACCUUGAACGCUAGUAUUAUGUUCUGGCUAAAGAGAGCUGUUAAUGUGAGAUUUGAUAUUGGUGGCAGUUGUUCGUAUUGUUUCUGUAUUCGAAGACUCGUUAUAAUCUAAUCGCAUGUUGUUACUUUUUUA
This is a messenger RNA of Salvia hispanica, 1557 nucleotides long. RefSeq lists its product as uncharacterized. Lineage: Eukaryota; Viridiplantae; Streptophyta; Magnoliopsida; Lamiales; Lamiaceae. Gene Ontology annotation, cellular component: cytoplasm; membrane. The record is from RefSeq and is a predicted model, not a curated record. Gene Ontology annotation, molecular function: protein binding.